GGCGUUCGCACCGCCCUCCCAUUCUUCCCUUAUCACCAGCAACGUUACAAUUCCAUACCUACCUCGCCCUCCUCGCGGGCAUCAAACCCCAAGCUUCCAGAAGAAAACGAAUAGCAAACUUGGAGGCAUGAGCUGGUGGUGGGCCGGAGCUAUAGGCGCCGCGCGGAAGAAGCUCGACGAGGACUUCGGCGGUGGCGGCGCCGCCCCUAAGUUCCAGAGCGUCGGCCUGGUGAUCGGUGUCACCGGAAUCGUCGGCAACAGCCUAGCGGAGAUCCUCCCGCUCGCCGACACCCCCGGCGGCCCCUGGAAGGUCUACGGCGUAUCCCGACGGCCCCGCUCCUCCACCUUCCCGUCCCAAACCGAGGGCCUCGCGAUCGAGCAUGUCCAGUGCGACAUCUCCGAUCGCGAGGACGCCCUUGCCAAGCUCUCUCCGCUCACCGACAUCACCCAUAUCUUCUAUGUGGCGUGGGUUAAUCGCUCCACCGAGGCCGAGAACCGGGAGGUCAAUUCUGCCAUGUUCCGCAACGUCCUUGCCGCCGUCAUCCCCAACGCAUCCAAUCUCCAGCAUAUUUGCCUCCAGACCGGCCGCAAGCACUACGUCGGCUCGUUCGAAUCCAUGGGCAAGGUGAAAACCCAUGAGCCCCCGUUCGUCGAGGAUCUCCCGCGGCUCAGUUGCCCCAACUUCUACUAUGACCUCGAGGACAUCCUUUUCGAGGAGGUGGCGAAGACGGACGGGAAGGUGACGUGGUCGGUCCACCGCCCGACGAAUAUCUUCGGCUUCUCGCCAUCUAGCCUCAUGAAUUUGAUGGGGACUCUCUGCGUCUACGCCGCCGUAUGCCGGCGAGCGGGGGUUCCUCUCCGGUGGCCUGGGAGCCGGGUAGUUUGGGAAGGGUUCAGCGAUGCCUCCGAUGCCGACCUCAUCGCCGAGCAUCAGAUCUGGGCGGCGGUCGAUCCGUAUGCCAAGAACGAGGCCUUCAAUUGUAGCAACGGGGAUGUGUUCAAGUGGAAGCACUUGUGGCCGUUGCUGGCGAAGGAGUUCGGCGUGGGGUGGGAGGGGUACCAGGGGGAGGCGGCUCGGUUCAAGCUGGAGGACGCAAUGAAGGGGAAAGAAGGUCUGUGGGAGGAGAUGGUGGCGGAGCACGAGCUCGCGCCGACGAAGCUGGAGGAGGUGGGGAACUGGUGGUUCGUCGAUGCGGUGCUCGGCCUUGAGGAGGAGUAUCUGGACAACAUGAACAAGAGUAAGGAGCAUGGGUUCUUGGGGUUCCGAAACACGGUAUCUUCUUUCAAUUCUUGGAUUGAUAAGAUUAGGGCUUACAAGAUUGUUCCUUGAUAUUGCUUUGCUUGCUUGGUUUGCCUUGCUUCCAUGGCGUGAUCUAUAAACUCGCGUUGCUUCCUUUGUUUGCCUUUUUCUUUGUUGUCAUGGACGGGUUGGUUGGAUGAAGUAUGUGUUUGUGAAAAUGAUUGAAUGAGAUAAGGAUGCAAAGCUCUUCUCGGCUGUGUUAUUGGUCUUA
Messenger RNA from Phoenix dactylifera (date palm), 1511 nucleotides. Its product is annotated as 3-oxo-Delta(4,5)-steroid 5-beta-reductase-like. The record is from RefSeq and is a predicted model, not a curated record. Lineage: Eukaryota; Viridiplantae; Streptophyta; Magnoliopsida; Arecales; Arecaceae.